AUGCCUCUACCUCCACCCCGCCAUCCUUUCUUUCCCACCGUGCCGUCCUCUCUCCCUCCACCCGCCGUCGCCUCUCCUUCCUACCCGCCGUCGCCUCUCCCUCCUCCCCGCCGUCGCCUCUCCCUCCUCCCCGCCGUCGCCUCUCCCUCCUCCCCGCCGUCGCCUCUCCCUCCUCCCCGCCGUCGCCUCUCCCUCCUCCCCGCCGUCGCGUAUCCCUCCUCCCCGCCGUCGCCUCUCCCUCUCGCCGUCGCCUCUCCCUCCUCCCCGCCGUCGCCUCUCCCUCCUCCCCGCCGUCGCGUUUCCCUCCUCCCCGCCGUCGCCUCUCCUUCCUACCCGCCGUCGCCUCUCCCUCCUCCCCGCCGUCGCCUCUCCCUCCUCCGCUCCGUCGCCUCUCCCUCCUCCCCGCCGUCGCCUCUCCCUCCUCCCCGCCGUCGCGUAUCCCUCCUCCCCGCCGUCGCGUAUCCCUCCUCCCCGCCGUCGCGUAUCCCUCCUCCCCGCCGUCGCCUCUCCCUCUCGCCGUCGCCUCUCCCUCCUCCCCGCCGUCGCCUCUCCCUCCUCCCCGCCGUCGCCUCUCCCUCCUCCUCGCCAUCGCCUCUCCUUCCCUCCCCGCCGUCGCCUCUCCUUCCCUCCCCGCCGUCGUCUCUCCUUCCCUCCCCGCCGUCGCCUCCGGCGACAGGUGCACGAGCGCAAGCGAGACUUGGUGUUCGAGUGCGGGUUGGUGCGCGAGCGCGGGCUGGUGCGUGA
Closterium sp. Yama58-4 is the source of this 744-nucleotide messenger RNA. The record is from the annotation of a GenBank genome assembly. NCBI's taxonomy places the organism in Eukaryota, Viridiplantae, Streptophyta, Zygnematophyceae, Desmidiales, Closteriaceae.